UAAGGGAAACACAGCUGCGAUUUGAUAAUACAGAAGGAAAUUUAUAUCAUACGAUAAUAUUUAAUAAAAAUGGAGGAUCAAGAAAUGCAGUUGAAAGUAAAAAGAGUGACUGAUAAAUUCACAGAGAGUAUGUAUGUUUUGGCCAAUGAACCGUCGAUAGCGCUUUAUAGGUUACAAGAGCACGUCAGGAGAUCCCUACCAGAGCUCGUGCAACACAAGACAGACAUGCAGAGUUGGGAGGAGCAAAGUCAAGGAGCAAUCUACACUGUUGAAUAUGCAUGCAGUGCGGUUAAAAGCAUGACGAAUAGUAGUCUCUAUUUCAAGAAUAUAGACGGUCUGCUCCGGCAAGCCAUUUCACUGAAGGAACAGAUCAGCAGCUCACAGGGUCGAAGUGCUGUGAAACCUGCAAUUAAUCCAAAUGAUACACCCACACACACUUCAGUCACACCACCUUGACUCAUGGAAGUCUUUCUCCAAGGAAAAGAGCUUUGGAUCCUGGCAUGCUAAAGGAUGGAGGGGAAAAGCACAGCUCUGGGAUAUAAACUGAUGAAGAUCUGGAUAAAAUAGAUCUGAAUAUUCCAUAUUCACUUGUUGCCACCACUUAAUAUUAAUGAUGAUUACUACUCUAAAAUAUUGAAGCCCAUUGUCAAAUCCGAGUUACAAAAUAAAAAAGGUAAUUCUGAGUUUAAAAUAAGAAAUAAAUACAUAUAGUGAGAUCAAAGUCACAAUUAGGAGUUGCAACUCCAGGAAUAUAUUGCAGUUGCUAGACUUAAUGUCACAUUAUGCAAUAUAAAGUCACAAUUUGCAAGGUUUAAAGUCAAAUUGUGAGAUGAAAGUCACAGUUGGGAAAUAUAAAGUUGCAACUGCAAAGAAAAUAUUGCAUUUGCCAGAUUUAAUGUAACAUUGAAGUGAUGAAGUUACAUUAUAAAAUUUAAAUACACAAUUAUAAAAAUGUAAUGUCUCAAUUAGCAAAAAAAAAGUUGUAAUUGUGAAGUUUAAUGUCACACUGCAACAUUUAAAGUCACAUUAUGAGAUACAAUGUCACAAAUAGAAUAUAUAAAGUUGCAACUGCAAAGGAAAAUAUCGGCGUUGCGAGAUUUAAUAUUGCAUUGCGAAAUGUAACAUUAUGAGAGAUAAAUUAAAAGUCACAAUUGCAAGAUAUAAAGUCAUGAUUGCCACUUUUUUUCUUUAUUCUGAGGCAGAAAUGGGCUUCCCAUUACAUUUUUUGGUAUUGACAUAUGAUAUUUAUAAGCUGCUUUAGGUGUUCUGGUUACAAUUUGUUCACAUUUUGCACAUUAAUUCUUCAUUUGUUGUAAUAAGGUAAAUGUAACUGUUCUGUAAAUGUGUAUAUGCUGAAUUUAAAGAUUAAAGUUUUUAAGUAUAAUU
Sinocyclocheilus rhinocerous is the source of this 1386-nucleotide messenger RNA. RefSeq names its product BLOC-1 related complex subunit 8 (gene borcs8). Lineage: Eukaryota; Metazoa; Chordata; Actinopteri; Cypriniformes; Cyprinidae. The transcript has 6 exons. Bases 70 to 456 code for a protein of 128 amino acids. Gene Ontology annotation, cellular component: BORC complex. The record is from RefSeq and is a predicted model, not a curated record.